CGCGAGUAGGAGGUCCUCUGUAUCACACACCAGAGGGAUGAAUGACUUCAGCGGAGUGCAGAUGGUCUGUGGACAGGAUCUGUGAGGCUGUUUGAUCAAGACUCGUCCACUGCGGGAUGAUGGACUCACUGCAAAGUUUCAGAAGGGAUUCCCCUCGGGACCUAAACGGCACCGCUGGCCCCGUAGUGGACACGGUGGCCCCUUGGAACUACAGCGAAGUCAACGCCUACAAGCUAGUGGACCGCCCGGCGUUUUCCACCACAGUGGCGAUGGUGCAAGAGUCCCGCCACCCUUUCCCCACGGUGGAUGUGCCAGACCACGCCCACUAUAUCAUCGGCUCAGUCAUUCUGGCUGUCGGCAUCACCGGCAUGGUGGGGAACUUCCUGGUCAUGUAUGCCUUCUGCAGGAGCCGCAGUCUUAGGACGCCCGCUAACAUGUUCAUCAUUAAUCUGGCUGUCACGGACUUCCUCAUGUGCAUUACCCAGACGCCCAUUUUCUUCAUCACCAGCAUGCACAAACGGUGGAUCUUCAGUGAGAAAGGCUGCGAGCUGUAUGCAUUCUGUGGCGCUCUUUUCGGGAUCUGCUCCAUGAUCACCCUCACGGUCAUCGCCCUGGACCGAUACUUCGUGAUCACGCGCCCGCUGGCCUCCAUCGGGGUGAUGUCACGGAGACGCGCCAUGCUUAUCCUGGCCGCCAGCUGGGUCUACUCCAUGGGGUGGAGCCUGCCCCCUUUCUUUGGUUGGAGUGCCUAUGUCCCGGAGGGCCUGCUCACCUCCUGCUCCUGGGACUACAUGACCUUCAGCCCCUCGGUGCGCGCCUACACCAUGCUGCUGUUCACCUUCGUAUUCUUCAUCCCCCUCUUCAUCAUCAUCUACUGCUACGUCUUCAUCUUCCGCGCCAUCCGCGACACGAACAUGGCGGUGGGUAAGAUUACUGGGGACAACACCAAAGACUCAAUUAAGAAAUUCCACCGCAUGAAGAACGAGUGGAAAAUGGCGAAGAUCGCCCUCAUCGUCAUCCUACUCUACGUCAUAUCCUGGUCCCCCUACUCCUGUGUUGCCCUGACAGCUUUCGCAGGAUAUGCUGAUAUGCUCACCCCUUACAUGAACUCUGUACCAGCGGUGAUAGCCAAGGCCUCAGCCAUCCACAACCCCAUAAUCUACGCCAUCACACACCCCAAAUACAGGUCAGCCAUUGCUAAGUACAUCCCGUGUCUGGGCGUGAUCCUGUGCGUGCCGAGCAGGGACCGCUUUGCCAGCAGCAGCUUCAUGUCCACGCGCCGCUUCACCGUCACCAGCCAGUGCUCUGAGAACAGCAACCAGCGCAGCGUCAAGCCCCGCCUCUCAUCCGUCUCCGACAGCGAGUCUGGCUGGACGGACACGGAGGCGGACCUCUCCAGCAUGGGGUCGCACCCCGCCAGCCGGCAGGUCUCCAGCGACACCCGGAAGUACACGCAGGAGAUGCCCCAGUGCAAGCCCGCCAACUCUCUCAAGGCCAAGAUGAAGGGCCGGGAGCUGGGGAUCUGCGAGAAGGCCUCUACGGGCACAUACGACAUCUCUAUGGCUGAAGUGGGCCAACUGAGUCAUAGUUCACCUUUAAUGGCUGGUGAAGGGGUGGGGCUUAAUGCAAUCUCCGGGCAGAUACCUUGCAUCCUCGUCACCGCAGAGUCUAGCCCAGCCGUCUUGCCGCCGCACAGAUCAAGCAGCCAUGGUUCCCGCUCCAAAACAACCAAUGGGGAACUGGGGGCAAGGCCAGUCACCGUGGAGUCGCUGGGGGGCCAACAGGGUUCACUUCUCCCUUCCACGGGUCAGGCCGAAAACAUCUGAAAAAGCCCACAUCACCUUUUUGGCUCAUACAGAGCUAUACUUAUUUAUUUUUUUAAAUAUAUGAUUGUGCAAAGUUGUUAAGGGGCUGUAAUCAGCAUAUACCUACUUCCACCUGAUGACUCCAGCCACUACCUGUGUUGUGUCUUCUUGUGCUUUCCCUGUUCAAUGUAAUACUGAAAGACAUUUGCACAGGUGCAGAAAAGGUGUGUUGCAAACCCCCCGUGGGGAAGCAACUGAUAGGUUGGCGGUGAGUGGAAUGCUGGUCCCGGUUGGACUUUGUCCAUUUAGGAGGGUCAGACAGCAGGCCGUGUAAAUUUUGAAAUUUCCCUGGUACAGCUGGUCAGAUUCUCAAAUACCAGAGAUGAGAGAGAGAGAGAGAGAGAGACCAAGAGAAUGUGAGAGGGUGAGAUUAAUGUGACAGUUUGUCUGUUACAUUGCAGGAGUCUAGUAAAACUGCUUUCUCUGAGCAUGACCUCCGGUCCUAACUUUAGGACAAUAGAUUUAAAUAAGAAGGUCAUACACUAGCCAGUGGCUCAGUAGCCACCAUAAGCUGAGUAUUCUUGCCUCCGCCCCCACCCCCAACUUUGGGCAGCUUUAAUAGUUCUUGACCAAAAAGAGUAAAUAGGUUUAUUAUUUGUACUAGACUGCAGUCACAUUAGCAUAUUUUGCAUAUGCAUGUACGCCAUUGCUUGCACUCAAUUUAAAAAUGAGGUCUCAUGGUUACAGAGUUGACAAAAGGGCUGUUAUGUCCAGAUGUAUAAAAGUAGUCAAGAGUCGGUUGCUAUUUAACCCCCCCCCCCAGUAUAUAACUGCUAUCUUCCCUCCACCCGGUCCUGGAUGGCUGAAAGGCUAGAGCCAUGC
Messenger RNA from Anguilla anguilla (European eel), 2687 nucleotides. RefSeq names its product melanopsin-A-like. Gene Ontology annotation, biological process: visual perception; G protein-coupled receptor signaling pathway. Gene Ontology annotation, molecular function: G protein-coupled receptor activity. The coding region runs from base 117 to 1826 and encodes 569 amino acids. The transcript has 12 exons. Gene Ontology annotation, cellular component: membrane. The record is from RefSeq and is a predicted model, not a curated record. Lineage: Eukaryota; Metazoa; Chordata; Actinopteri; Anguilliformes; Anguillidae.